GAGUGAGCAAUAUAUGUAAACAAUAUUUUCUUCUGCUAAGACGAAUUCCCCUACUUCCGGUGAGGAACUCUUUUGUACUUCCUUUUUCACGACGGCCAUCUGUAAGAGGCAUGGCCCCUAAACGAAACAACGUUAUCCCGAAUGGGCAUUUUCAUAAAGAUUGGCAACGCUAUGUGAAGAAUUGGUUCAACCAACCAGCCAGGAAGAAGAGGCGACAUGAUAACAGAAUCAAAAAAGCUCUCCGAAUUGCACCCAGACCCGUAGCUGGUUCGCUUAGACCCAUCGUGAGAUGUCCAACUUUCAAAUACAACACGAAAAUCCGAGCUGGCAAAGGAUUUUCACUUGAUGAGUUGAAGGCUGCUGGAAUUAACAAGAAAAUAGCUCUUACUAUUGGAAUUGCUGUGGACUACAGGCGCCGUAACAAGAGCUUGGAGUCCUUGCAGCAAAAUGCACAGAGACUGAAAGAGUACAAAUCCAAGCUGAUUCUCUUCCCCAAGAAAAAGAGUCAACCCAAGAAGGGAGACGCCACAGUAAGAAUGCUUUUUUAUCAUCUCAAUUUGAUCAUACAGAAUUUGCAAUAAAAAAUUAAUGUGGGUUUUAAAAAAUUUAGUUUUGAACUAUUCUGACACUUGCAUUAUUUUAUUAGCUCUGACACUUGAGGUUUCAGCUCAAGUGAGCUUUUCUUAUCACAUUUUGUUCAGCCAUCUUGCCAUCUGUAAACUUUUUAACAUUAUUUUCAACUUCUUCUCCAGCACCAAUAGACCAUGUCCAUCUGUAAACUUUAAAGGUUUCUUCUUUUAAGGGGAGAUAAUGAAGAAAGUGAAAAUUUGGUGGGUUCUCAAAAGCCACUUGACUGAAAUCAUAUUUGAAAGCAUCAUCAGUGCAAAUUUAAAUUUGUUUAGAUCAGGGGGGGGGGGGGGGGGGGGGGGGAGAACUACAAAAGGGGGUCAAAGUUUUACAAGGAAAUGUGUAGGAAAAACCUUUAAAUAUAUUUUUCUUCAGAACAGCAUUGAUUGCUAUUUAAGAGGGUGUCCAUUAUGAUAUCAGGCAGAGGUCGGCACAUGCUAUCUCUCAGAUUUUCAUGAAACUUUGUGCACAGGUUCCUACUGACCCCAAUAUGAAAUUUGCCAAAUAAAAAGUUUCUAUCAUGUUUAGUAUGGGUUCGAGAUGGAAAAACAACUUUGAGAUAAUUUUCGGUGCAAAAAGGUCACAAAAUAUUUGGAAAAAAGUGCUAUGUUUAAACAGCUCUAAAAUGUCAUAUAACAAAGAAAUAGAGAAAAGCAAUAUUUUAUAUGUUUAGAUAUACACUAUAUGCAAUAACUAAGAGGGUUUUUGUGUGUAUAUUCAUCCAAUGAAUGAAUUUAUUGUUAAAAUUGCACAUAUUUCACACCAAUAUAUUUUACAAAAUAAUGAUCAAAAUUUAAGAUCUCAUAAAACCCAAUACAAUGUCUCAAAAGAAAUAAAUUAUGUAUAACCAGAAACUUGAAGAGGUGUAUUUCAAGUUACAAAAAUAAAUUCAGUGGUUUGAUGGUGAAAAGUUGAACUGAAAUCUCAAAAUUUUCAAUAAGUGCAAAAAGGUCAACUACUUAAAUGAAGAUUGUUGAACUACAUAAAUAGAAAUAAAUAUGAAGUAGAUAUAACCAAUCAAUGAUUAAAAUUCAUGAAAAA
This is a messenger RNA of Ostrea edulis (European flat oyster), 1668 nucleotides long. RefSeq names its product 60S ribosomal protein L13-like. The record is from RefSeq and is a predicted model, not a curated record. NCBI's taxonomy places the organism in Eukaryota, Metazoa, Mollusca, Bivalvia, Ostreida, Ostreidae. Gene Ontology annotation, cellular component: cytosolic large ribosomal subunit; ribosome. Gene Ontology annotation, biological process: translation. The transcript is spliced from 3 exons. Bases 111 to 581 code for a protein of 156 amino acids. Gene Ontology annotation, molecular function: structural constituent of ribosome; RNA binding.